Molecule: messenger RNA, 1194 nt
Organism: Coniophora puteana RWD-64-598 SS2
Lineage: Eukaryota; Fungi; Basidiomycota; Agaricomycetes; Boletales; Coniophoraceae
Exons: 12
Coding region: 1-1194 (397 amino acids)
Source: RefSeq, a predicted model, not a curated record
AUGGCCGUCGCGACUGCGUUCCUGCAGGGCCCGCUCCUGGGCACACUCACAAUCCUGCUGCUGUACGGCGUCAACUGCAUGCAGCUCUUCUUCUACUCGCAGAACUACAACGACCAGAUGUCGCUGAGGCUGCUCGUCCUGGGGAUUUGGGUUCUCGAGACCGUGUUUGUUGGCCUCUCGAUCAACUUCAUCGAGUUCUAUGUUAUUGAACACUUCACGGACAUUCAAAUGCUGGAGAAACCCGUCUGGAGCGUGCCUGCCGCCUUUUUAGUCGGCUUCACCGUGGCGUUCAUUGUCAACCUCGCUUUCAUCUGGAGAAUAUGGCGGAUAUGCGAGAAGGGGAAGUACUGGGUCACGAUUUCCUUGAUUGUGCUCGCUUUCACUCGUCUUGGUAGGUGGACGCCCAUUCCGGUGCGCAAUGUCAGGCUCACCGCAUUCACAGCUCUGGGAUGGGUGAACGGCAUCCUUGCGUUUUCGAGUGUAACCUGGCUAGAGUUCCGUGAAUCCGCAUUCGGGACGAUCAUCUCCAGCUGGUUCCUCUCAGCCGUGGUCGACAUCCUGAUCGCCGUAUCCCUAUCCUUCUACCUAUACGGCAGACGCACCGGCAUGUCACGGACAGACAACAUCAUCAACCGUCUUCUGAUGUACACGAUCAACACGGGCGCUUUGACUUCGAUAGGGGCUAUUCUCGUCCCCGUCGCGUUCCUUGCGCUGCCAAAGUCGACGGCGUUCCUUGGUGUUUUGCAAGUUCAAACCAAGCUGUAUUCAAUCUCUUUCAUGGCUUCGCUUAAUUCGCGCAAGUCCACAAUCGCACAUGCGGAACGCAAAGUGCCAACGGUCGAAGGCACCCCGCUAGCGACGCUCCCACAGACGCCGCGCCUUCUCAAGCACUUCAGUAUGCGCAAGAGCGGGGAAGGCAUGUCCGAGCCAGUUCUCCCACGGAUAGAGAUCCAGCGGACAACCGUGACGGAUGUGUACCUCGAGCGCGGCGACGUCGAUGGCAACGAUAUCCGCGAUUCGGACGACGACGCCCUCUCCUCGCAGGAUCGCAAACAUUACGUGUCGCGGGACGCUAAACGAUCCACGCUGUCUGUUCCCGAGACGCCAUCAAGCCCGCGCUCGCCUCUGCGACCCGCAUCGGGGGAGCGGCCGCGGCUCGCGCCGAUCGUGGUCCAGCACGGACACGCUCGCUAA